UGGAUUUAGCAAGCCAAUGGAGGUGCAGUUCACCUUCUCCCCCCUCCCCAGUGUGUGGGCUUUAGAGGGGGGUCAUUAUCCCCUCCAGUUGUGGGGGAGGGGAAUCAGACAGGAGCUGCUGUCCUCUCCACCCAUAGGCUGCUUUAAUGCUGGUAUUGCUUCACUUUUGAGGAAUAACUAGAUUUGCCACCUUAACUUUCUUCCAACAUAAUUUUUUUUAACGCAGUCCCGAGUGGCUGCAGAUCUGACUACCCCAUUAUCCCUGUCUGCCGCUUCUGCCCCACCUGAAUGUCCCCCUCUUCCCUUUGCCCCUUUGCACCCUUUGCGUUAAGUCAGGUGGCUUCCUUCUGGUUGGCAACAUGGGGAACAUUGAGAGCACAGCUGGGACAGUCAGUCAUCCUGUUCUCUGUUUUUGUGCCCAGUGACCCCUGGUCAGCUAGGAGGAACAGUUACAGAAAAAGUUAAGUCCUGUUCAGUCCCAGGCUGGAAUAUGGCCAGUAACCAUGGGAUCAUUGGAGAAUUUAGUUGGUAAACUCUCAAGUCUGUAUUGAGCAUGUGCACACUAUGAUUUUUCAAGGGCAUGUAACUUGGCCAACUUUGUGCAGAUUUUCUCAGGGGCAGUAAAAAGGCAAAUUCCUGUUGUAAGAGAAGCCCCCUUCCAAAUUUCAAGACCCUUUUGCAAAGCAUGUUGGGGCUACACCUUCUAAAACAGUUGCAAGAAAGUUUUAACAAGUGCAAAACAUAUUUUUCCCCAUAAACUCAUUUUAAGAAAUGGCUGAACUGUUUUUACUGAAAUGUUCUAAAAAAAUUAAGCAAGAGGCAGAUACCAUGGAAAAUUUCCAUGCAAAUGUUUGAAUUUAGCAAAAUUAUAAGCAACUAAAACAGGAUCGUCUAGUGGGAUGUGAUAGGAAAUGGAAAGUUUCAGUUUGUAGAGUCUUUCUGUAGCUGUUCUCACAGGCAGCUGGAGCAGGCUGUGUUGGGAGUAUUGUUCUGUUUUAUUGUGGAAAAACUCUUCGGUCAUACAGCAUAUAGUAUCCUGCUGCUUUACUGAAAAUAACUGGCCAUCUUCUAAACAGCAAUACCCAGGAUUAUGUUUCUGUGAGAGUUGAGGAUGAUGUUGAAGCUGUGAUAAUUGAGAAUUCUGAAAUAGAAGAUGCAGAAAAUGGACUGUCCACACAAGACUGCGUGUCAGUGGAACAAAAUGCUCAAGUAAACAGUGAUGAUCACUACAUGACUCAACUUGCAUAUGGAGGGGAAGGUUUGUCGGUAUUGAGUGAGCCAGUGGUGUCACAGAUGAGCCAUUCUACAAAUGUGCAAAGAGAUGGUCAGAAUCCAGAAGAAAUGGAAUAUGUUUUUUUGCAUAAAAGACGACGACUUACCCCGUCUCUGGUGAGAAAUAGCAUGAUAAGAUCCAGGGAAACAGAAUAUGAAGAUGGUGGAAGUGUCAUUUAUGAAUAUGAACCAGAUUAUGAAUGUGGAAGUGUUGUGUCUGAAGCGUCCUACACAGGAGAUCAGCAGAAAACCCUUAUGGAAGUCCUCAACUAUUGUCAGGCCAUGUAUGAUGCCAUUCAGAAGUUGGAUAAGAAAUUUGAUCUGCUUCAUCGAAAGGUUUCAGAAAUGCAGCACACCCGGAUGAAGCCAUUGCUCCUCAAACCUAGGCCCAUUGGAUUUACAUACAGAAGUUCCAAUCAUUUACCCCAUGGAAAAAUUAGAGUACAGAAACCAAUGGAAAGAGAGUCAAGUCUUCAUAUCUCCCCCCCGGGACAAGGAGGGCAUAACCCAUCGAUGAGGGUUAGGCUACAAAAGAGCCAUCUCCAGGCCAACUCUGCAAUAAAACCUGUUCAACAAACUCUUCAGCUUGAAUCACAGCAACCUGUGCUUAGGCAAAGCCCACCCCUACCCACUAUAGUCUCCACUCACUCACUGCAUCCACCAUACACAGUGGCUAACAGGAUCCCUGACCUUCCUCCACAACCAAGUCUUGUAACCACGGUCAUGGAAAGCACUGCCAAUGUAGCAUCUUCAGGGGUGGGUUCCCCAAUGGUGUCGUCGGUGAUGCCAACCCCAUCUGAAACUGGUUUGGGGAGAAACACCAUGAUGAUGAAUUACAGGGCCACACCGGGAAGUGCGAAUAUUAGUAAAGAACUGCCAUCUUCUUCUGUCUCUAUCAAUCCUAGUUUUGAAUAUGUUGGUGACCCAAAGAGAAAUGUAAAGGUUCUUGGAAACUAUUUGAUGAAAGCCCGACAAAAGACCAAACCGAAGUACGCUGCACGUUACCUAGUCCGUGUCUUGUUCCCCAAGGAAACGUUACUGUGUAGCAUUAUGGGUGUCAGUGCCCGGGGGCGCAGAACGUUGGAUCCUAACAAGGUUGCUGCAGUUAGAGAAUUUCUUGCAACUCAUUUCCCAAAUUAUGACCUGAGUGAAUAUGGAAGAGACUGGAAAACCUGUAUCACAAACGUCAAUGCCAUGAUCCGCUGCUUACGCUGUGAAACCAAAAUAAACCCAGAGACUUCUGAAGGGAAGGAGAAACCUGCUGACGCUCCAGACACAUCCAUUUGUGUGGAUUUAAACUAUAAUGGGGAAGACAGUGACAUCAAUUCUCAAUCCUCUCAGAAAAUGACCAGCUCAACAACAAACAGACUUCAGAAUACGACAUGGGAUAAAGUCCCUGAGGUGUUCCAUGCACCUUCAUCCAAUAAACUACAGUCUUUGGAACCAAUGGAACAUCUUGGGAGUCCAUGGCGCAAUGUUCAGUUGCCAUUCUCAGUUAUUUAUGUAGCCAAGGGGAAGUCUCGGCCAGAGUUGUCAGCUCGCUAUCUGAUUCGCCAUCUCUUCACAGAAGAUGUAUUGGUGAAGAGCAAUGUGUAUGGUAAUUUGGAACGUGGCAUGUGUCCACUGGACUGCAACAGGAUCAAUGCUCUCAGAGACUUCCUUCAAGAGAACUACCCAUCCUUUGAUCUAAAGGAAACUGGAUAUGAUUGGAAAGCAUGUGUGGCUGCCAUAAACAGUACAAUCCGCAGUCUUAGACAUGACCAUAAGAAGGCUGCAAUUGGAGUCCGAAAGAAAGUUUUGGCCACACCGCCAUCAAAUGAAAAGAGUCCUUCGCAAAGCCCUACUUCAGUAAAGCCAUAUGAAAGUGACACUAUCAACCUUACAGACUAAAAUGCUACAUGUCUUACAACCAUCUGACAUCUAGCUGCAGUCAUGCUGUAGGUUGUCCAAAAUACUAUACAGAAGUCCAUAUUGUCGGGUUGUCCCCAGCACUAUAUAAUAUACUCCACGAGGCCAAAAUGGCGGAAGACCUGGGGUCCCUCCGUUCUUGAGUCACUGGCACUCAUUCCUAUCAUAGAGAUGCUUUACUCCAUUCACAGUUGGUUGCAUGAUGGGCACUUGUCUGACAAGCACCUACUUUCAGUGAAGUAUUGACCCCAGAAGAGAUCACUUUGCCUUGAGGAAGUACACUGCACAGAAAAGGAAAGAGAAAAUGAUUAUCCCCCGAGCAAAAGAAUAAGGAUUUAAAAGCCUAUCUGGGUCAAGCCUGUUAUGUUUGGGGAGGGAAACUUGUUCUAAUAGCUGGAUAAUAUCGAAAAAAUGUAUAACUUAGAAAGGAGAGUGUGAUUGAUAUUGCACCACUUUAAGUUGUCAGACAUCUCGUUUUCUUCUCCCAUCCUACAGCAGAGAUUUUGUUGUAGGAUAAGGGAAGAUGAGGACAACUACAACAAAUACAAUUGCAGGUAAGUAAUAAUUUUCCUCUUCCUGAUGGUUGGCUCUCGUCUGGAAUGAGUAUUAAGAAAGAAUAUAUAUACAAAAAUAUUCUGGUUUUCUUUUACUCAAUGUAAAGAACAAAAUAUAUCCUUUUGAAGGGAUGAUCAAGGACUAGCAUACCAACAUAACCCACUGUUCCUUGUUUGUUACAUGUCCCCCUCUGUCUAAUCCACUGAAGGUAGGAGUCUGAGCUUCCAGCUAGAGAACUUGGGUCCUGAUCCACCAAUUAAAACAAUGGAAGGCUUUCCAUUGGCUUCAUUGGGCACAGCAUCAAGCCAUUGGUCCUUUAGCUCAAGCUAAAGAGACUCAUGCUUUAGCUCUGUAUGUCCUGGGUCAUGAUUAAGAUGACAAUUGUUACACCUAUCUAGACUCACCUGUAAUAGUCACAACUUUUAGGUUUCUGGGCAGUUUGUGUGAACUAUCAAGCAUAUUUGCUCCGUUUUUUGUAGGUUGUUCGUAAUUAGAAGCAUUUGACAUCCCAACCUUACAAAGUCAAACCCUGAAAGGUGAAAAUGCACUCUCUUUUCAGACAUUGUCUCCAAGAUAGUCAGGAUUGCUGGGCUUUGUUCCUCAGAAAUAGUUACAUAUAUUCCUUUUUUCUUCCCUCCUCCAUAAGAUUUUAUACAUAAUAUGUUAAUAAAGCAUCUUAUUUUGGAAAUUACUUGACUGUAAUAGUCAUCAUAAAUAUGUGAAUAGAAAAUAACUUUCCUUCCAUUUUUUACAUGACUGUAUAUACAUUUAGGCUUAAAUGAAUCAUUUGAAUGGAUUUAUUUUCACUAUAGAUUUUAUGCCAUUAUUGUUUAGUCCUCAAAUUAACAAUUGAAAUAGGUGUUCUUGUUUAUGACCAGCAAACUAUCAUUAUUCUUCAUUAGGAUCCUCCUUGCAAAAUACCAACAGUUUUAGAGUCUAGUCUGUAGGUAUUUCCAGUUACAGAAAUCAGAAAAAUACCAAAAAUGCUUAGAUAUUUUGUCCAGUAUUUGUAGAGAAUUUUUCCACUGUCAUUCGCAGAUGUAAAUGUCAGAAUGGCAUAUUUAUAGACCUAGCUCACAAGCACUGACUUCUGUCAAUGUGAUGUGUACCUCUAUCUUCCAAUUUGAAGAGACCCAAAUAACUGAACAAAAAAUAAUAGUUUCCUCAUAAUUGUACCAAUUUUUGUUAACUUUUGUAAAAUGUAUUUUGUCCUUAGGAAAGAAUAUUUUACAAAUAAAGCUAGAAUAUAUUUGCUCCUU
This is a messenger RNA of Gopherus evgoodei (Goodes thornscrub tortoise), 4994 nucleotides long. It is a transcript of the gene BEND2, whose product is annotated as BEN domain containing 2. The transcript is spliced from 13 exons. Bases 1231 to 3162 code for a protein of 643 amino acids. The record is from RefSeq and is a predicted model, not a curated record. Gene Ontology annotation, molecular function: DNA binding. NCBI's taxonomy places the organism in Eukaryota, Metazoa, Chordata, Testudines, Testudinidae.